CUUCAAACGUUUUUGAUUCCGCUCUUCUAGAGACGGUUAUCGAAUGUAACUUAUUCCAACAUGUCACUGCGCCUACUCGUAUAAUUGCAGGACAAACACCCCAUAUCCUCGACCUUGUACUCUCACCGGCACAAUCAGAUGUCACCGACUUAGCCGUUCUUCAGCCUAUUGGUAAAAGCGAUCACUGUGUCAUUACAUUCCUCUGGACUCGACGACUUACUCUCCACAACCAAGGUCGCCUCCACAGAAAUUUCUGGCGUGUUGAUCCCCAACGCUUACAAACGGCUGCCAGUAGUGUGGACUGGAGUAUGCCCGAAUCCCUGAAUUUGGACGAUGAGUGGAACCUCUUGCACUCCAAAAUGAUUUCGCUUGUUGAGCAGGUCGUUCCUGUCUACAAAAGACCCUUUGCCAGGGGUCCUCCAUGGAAUGAUCGAGAACUGAGGUGCCUAAUGAACAAAAGACGGAAACUGUGGGUCCGAUUUAAGCUCACGCAAUCCGGGUCUGACUAUUCGGAAUAUAAAGUGGCCAGGAAUAUCUGCAACUUGAAAAAACGAGAGAAACGGCAAAAGUACGAACUCGGUUUGGCCUUGAAAUCCAAGACAUCGCCCAAGGCACUCUUCUCUUACCUGAAGAGAAGUACCAGAGCAGGCAGUGGUAUUCCUGCUCUGUAUUCCUUGGCUCAUGUGGGUUUGCUUGACGAUGAUGCUGCGAAAGCCAGUCUCCUGGCCAUGCAAUAUGCAUCUGUUUACUCGAUGGAGACGCCGUUUCCCAGUGACGCGAUGCCAAUACUCCCUUCUUCGUUGGAGCAUGUAGAAAUGAGCGCUGAUGUCGUUGCCAAAGGUAUUCGUGAAUUAGAUCCGAACUCCUCGCCAGGUCCUGAUGGGUUGCACCCGCUGUUCCUCAGGACUGUGGCUGAUUUCAUUGCCGCUCCCGUUUGCCGGAUAUUUCGACAUUCCCUUGAAGUUGGACGGCUCCCGAUCGCUUGGAAAGUGGGGAUUGUUAAACCCAUACACAAAGGAGGGGAUCGUCAAAACCCUGCCAACUAUCGACCUAUCUGUUUAACGUCAAUAUUGUGCAAGGUAAUGGAGAGGAUUCUCAAGCGGGCACUUCUUUUCCACCUCGAGAACCUUAACGUCAUCUCUUGUGCGCAGCAUGGUUUUCGGCGGGCGCGCUCCUGUUCUUCGAAUCUGCUUGUGGCCCGUGAAAGAUGGGCGAAAUCAUUAGACGCUGGGAAACGUCUGGAUGUUAUUUUUGUCGACUUCAGCAAGGCCUUUGAUAAGGUUCCUCAUGAAAGACUCCUUUACAAACUACGAUUAAUCGGUGUUUCUGGGAACGUUCUCUCUUGGAUCGCUGAUUUCUUGGAUAACCGGACAAUGCGAGUCGACGUGAACGAGACUUACUCCGCUCCCGUGCUCAUGACUAGCGGUGUCCCACAGGGAUCGGUCCUGGGCCCAGAACUUUUCAAGAUCUUCAUCAAUGACCUUCCGGCGGAACUUCAGUUGGAUUGCUUGAUUUACGCUGAUGACUUGAAAUUGUGGAUGGAGGUAUCCUGUCUUGACGAGGCGGACCGAUUACAGGCUACACUUGACACGUUACAUGAGUGGUCAGUCAAAUGGCGAUUGCCCAUAAAUCGCGAUAAGUGCUCGGUCCUUCCCAUUGGUGCUUCUGAGCCUUUCGGGACGUAUCACAUCGGUGGGACGUUGCUCAGAACCUCAAUCCUAGAAAAAGACCUCAGCGUGUUGGUGUCAUCUGAUCUACGGACUACACAGGACACGUUACGAAGGGUUGCUGCUGCCAACAGGAUGUCCCACGCCAUACGACGAGCCUUCUCGCGUUUGACUCCGGAUAUCUUCCGACUAUUGUUUACUUCCCAUGUCCGCCCCAUUCUCGAAUACGGAUUACCUGCCCUCUUCCCUCUCACCAAGUUCGAAUGUGACCUAAUUGAGAAGGUGCAACGGCGUGCAUCGAAAUACAUCUUGGAGUUACGGGACUUGCCUUAUCCCCGGAGACUUCAGCGGAUGAAUCUGUUCACCCUGGAUUAUCGCCGACGUCGCGGUGACCUGAUUUUCACCAGGCGCAUCCUGAGAGGAGAGAUGGGGACGGAGCUGCAGGCGUGCUUUCAAUCCAAUCCAAACAGUUCAACUCGAGGCCACAACUGGAAACUGUUUAAACCCAGAAGACUUCGGAUUCAUCCUGCUCUCGCUCUAUCAACUCGCGUAGUCAACGAUUGGAAUAACUUGCCGAAGUAUGUGGUCGAGGCCCAGACGGAGGAAUGUUUCAAGCGAAUGUUAGACUCUUAUCUUUUGAGUACGAUGGGUCCUUGCAGUUUCCAGUGUAGCUGUCAAGGUCCCUUGUGGAUUACCGCAUAACAUCGAAUCGCGGCCUCCACACAAUGAUCGGGAAGCGAUGGAGCUGACAAAGGAUUUCUCCUUCUGCUCUCUACAAUCCUAUGAACCUAUGAACCUA
Molecule: messenger RNA, 2466 nt
Organism: Dicrocoelium dendriticum
Lineage: Eukaryota; Metazoa; Platyhelminthes; Trematoda; Plagiorchiida; Dicrocoeliidae
Source: the annotation of a GenBank genome assembly